This is a messenger RNA of Cicer arietinum (chickpea), 375 nucleotides long. The record is from RefSeq and is a predicted model, not a curated record. NCBI's taxonomy places the organism in Eukaryota, Viridiplantae, Streptophyta, Magnoliopsida, Fabales, Fabaceae.
AUGGUCCCUUUAGUAAAGACAACCACAUCAAGAAAAAAGACAAGAAGAAGCGGAAGAAAACUCACAAGAAGCCAAUUCAAGAAUCAUGAAACAUCCUCUGAAAACUGUUCCUUAAAGGAGAGAGACAUGUUGGAUUCUGAUAAGGUUGUUGUUGAUGAUGUUUCAAUUAGUAAUAACAGUAUAUUAUGCUCCACACCCAAAGGUCAAAAAUUUAAGAUACCAGAAAUCUCAACAUGUCCACCAGCACCAAAGAAGCAAAAAGUGCUUUCAAAUUUUUCACUCAGAAGAUCACCCUUAACAUUUUUUGCUCCACCAGAUUUGGAAAUCUUUUUAUGUGUUGCACUUCAAGAUUCUCCUGUUUCAUUUGUUUGCUAA